CUACGAUUUAUAUUCCUUUGGGGGAACAAGAAAGCCUACUCUGCAAGAUCACUUCGAGACUUGGGCGAUCUGUAGCGGUCAAGGUGCUCAAAUGAUGCACUCUGAUCCUUGUUGCCUGCAUUUCUUGUAAGGCUUAACUAUUCAACCCAUGGGCGGGAAGAUUGUGUCCAUGUUGCCGGAGGACAGUUGUCACUUAUGCAAUGGGGACGGGCUGCACCCCAACACCCUCCAUUUUUCCUCCAAGCUGCGGGCCAACCUGGCGCCAUAUCGGCGAGGGUCAGCUGCCAGGCACCCGUCAUCAGGAGAACCCGGGGGACAGAACUCGUUUUCUAUGCACUCGCAAGGGAGCGUGGUUGGUUGGAUGAUGGGUGAGUGGCGGAGUGCCCAACUGCUCUGAGCUGUUGCGGGUGCUGCGUGGAAGCUUCCGUUGGGAGCUCCAGAAGUAUUCCAGUUGUUUUCUAGAAAACGUCAUGGAUUGCUUUAGUCGAAAUCCACAUUUUGGCUGCCGACGGGUGGGCGAGCUAAUGAUGCGCACCGUUUCAUCCCCCCAGUCAUCGAUAAAAUUUUUUCUUCUUUUUCUUAUUUUUAUUUUUAUUUUUAAUGGGAAACUUCGGGCAGAUUUUUUUUUUUUUUGGGGCGGCCAAGCCAAGUCGGCAUGCUUAAGAUGUAACGAUUUAGGCUUGAAGGAACUAAACUCGGUCAAUCAGGUUAACUAAGAGUUAGUUGGCUAGUCAUCUACUCCAUGCAGAGUAACUAGUUAUUUCUCCGUUCAGGGUGUCUUGAAUGAGCAACGGAGAAUUCUACUCCGCAUUCGGUGAGCAAGCGCAUUUGGUACAGCUACGAAACUGAGAUCCUUAUGUAUGGUAUGUGUGUAGUGUACAAACGGAGUACUAAAUGUGAUUUUAAUUG
Coccidioides immitis RS is the source of this 909-nucleotide messenger RNA. RefSeq lists its product as uncharacterized. Lineage: Eukaryota; Fungi; Ascomycota; Eurotiomycetes; Onygenales; Onygenaceae. The transcript has a single exon. Bases 149 to 397 code for a protein of 82 amino acids. The record is from RefSeq and is a predicted model, not a curated record.